UGCAUUUGGCACUCCGAUAGCGGGCACAGCGCCAGUUGACGCUGUUCUUCAGCUUGCGAUCCAUUACGAACUCGUGAUUGUCGAUGAUCAGUUUCAGCUUCUUCUUACGGGUGCAGGUAUAGGAAGCCAAAUGUGAAACUUCUGAAAGAGAGAAUACAUCGGAUUAGUGGCAGUGUCUGGGUUCAGGUGGACAAUGUGGGUGUGUGUUCAAAGGGGAACUAACUAGUGUUUGCAUUUAGGGUUUAUUAAGUAUCAAUUCGAACUGAGAUCAAAGCAUACAGAAAGAGCUUAAGAGUACAAAUCUAUUUAGAUCUACUUCAGCCGACAGGCAGGAGCUUGACCGGUUGCCUGCGGCCGUUGGCUGUGGGGGCAUGGUUAUGCUUGCUCGCAUGGAUAAUCUGUCCCCGUAGUGUGUGUACCCGACCAUGGCACUUGAUGUGGGUGGUGUACUGUGUGCAACGCCAGUAGAUCUUGUCGUUGACGGUCUUCUCUCGGACAUAGGAAUAGUCUUCGUGCUGCAGCAAAAUGCGUCCCUUCUGGCUCACGCUGUAGUCAAGCUCUGAAAUGAAUAAAAGUAAAACAAAUUCAUGGACUCAUGUGUCAGUUCCUGCAGUUGCUGGACCUCCUCCUCGUGGAGAUCGAAGCCGACGGCGUUCUCAAUCUCACAAUCUAUCUUGGCCAUCAUCUGGCGUGGCUCCCGCAGCGUAUGCACCUUGCUGGAGCUGUACUUGUUGCGCUUCAGCUCUGCGUGCAUGUGCUCCGCUUUGGCAAUGAUGAACUUGGGGGGUGACUCCUUCAGCAUUGUGAUGCGAGCGGGACACUUGAGCUUCUUCGUGGCCAUCGAGCUGCAGCGCCACAAUAUCUUUUUCUUGUUCUCACUCAUUAUCAGGAAGCGUAUGCCGUUGGCCAUGAUGGCGGGUCGCCCGCGCAGCGAUUUUGUGAAGAAGACAAGAACAUCCUCCGGAUUGGGCACCUCAUCGUUGGCCAGCACAACUGCAAAGGAAAACGUAAAUGCAAAAAUGGGGAUUAGUGUCGGUGGAAUGUGCCAUUUUGGGAGCAAAACACAAAACUCAAAGAUGGCCAUUCAGAUAUAGCAUGAUAGAUUUAGCACUUAAAUUACAUAGUGAACAUAUCCGCCAUGCUCUCGGGCAGACUCCUCACGCUGGAAACCACAGGCGUCGUCGGAUCCUGCUUCGACUUGCGCUUCGGCCUGAUGUGACGGUGCUCGUGUAUCUGGCGGAAGUCCCUGAUAUUGGUCUUGCUCAUGCAAAUGAGCACGGGACAACGUGUGGGCCGGUAAUACCAGUGACAGCGCCAGUACAGAUUGGUCCGAUUCGUGUUGUUGCGAAAGAACUUCAUACCGUCCAGCCAGAGCAGCUGCCCGCCGCGCUUCGAUACGGUGAACUGAAUGUUGGGAUGAUUGCCCCUGUAUUCGCCUCGGCCAUGGAUCCAAACUGGAAGCAAACGAGAAAGCAGUGAUACAUGUUAGUACGAAAGCUGUGAGGGUUCUCAGCGGCAUAAACUGUGGGACACAAAAGAUUACAUUUAUCGAUGCGAUUCAAUUAUUAAAA
This is a messenger RNA of Drosophila obscura, 1571 nucleotides long. RefSeq lists its product as uncharacterized. NCBI's taxonomy places the organism in Eukaryota, Metazoa, Arthropoda, Insecta, Diptera, Drosophilidae. The transcript has 3 exons. The record is from RefSeq and is a predicted model, not a curated record. Bases 588 to 1094 code for a protein of 168 amino acids.